CUCUUCCCAAACACGUGGAUCUCUUCCGGGUUCUUCAUCCUUUGUUCCCUGUUCGUCAGCAGCCCAGAAGCGGGAGUGUUGAUAAAGCUGUAAGAGAGCUGCAGCAGCAGCAGUUGAUGAACUCUGGAAAGAAGUCCAGCAGCUUGAGGAACAUCUGGUCAAAGAAACUGGAGGGAAGCAGGAGCUCAAACAGCGGCAGGACGCAGCAGAGGAAGAGACACCAGAUGAUGGAUGAUGUUUUCCAGCCCAGAUUAGUGCUGCCAGCAGAUGUUAAAGAAGAGGCUCCUGAAGAACAGAGUCCUGAUGUGGAUCAGCAGGAGCCAGAGCCCCUCCAGAUAAAGGAGGAACAGGAGGAACUCUGGACCAGUCAGGAAGGAGAGCAGCUCACUGUGAAGGAGGAGACUGAUACCAGGUUUCCAUUAACUGCAGCUCCUAUCAAGAAUGUUAAAGAAGAGGCUCCUGAAGAACAGAGUCCUCAUAUGAACCAGCAGGAGCUGGAGCUCCUCCACAUAAAGGAGGAAAAUGAAAGAAUCUGGGCCAGCCAGGAUGGAGAACAACUGAAUGUGAAAAAAGAGACUAAUGAUACCAUGUUUCCAUUAACUGUUGUUCAUAUGAAGAGUGAAGAGGAUGAAGAGAAACGUCUGCUCUCUCAGCUUCAUCAACACAAAACAGAAGAGAGAGAUCUUCCAAGAAGCAUCUCAACUGACCAGAUAAAAGUAGAAAUGAUAGAAGAGGACUGUGGAACUGGUGUGAAGCAUCAUAAAUCUGAGCUUAAACUCUUAUCAGACUCUGAAACUGAAGACAGUGAGGUUGAUUGGAAGGAGAGCAGGACUCCAGGGUCAGGCAGAAACGCUGUCAACAAAUCUUUGAGCUGCUCUGAGUGUGGAGGAAAAUUUACUAACAGACGCUCUCUUCAGAGUCACAUGACAUGUCAUCCAAGAUUAACGUCUUCAGAUUGUUCCAGUAAUGAGACGUGUUUCAGAGAGAAGAAAAUUAUAGAUUCACUGACAAAAGUCCAGAAAGGUGUUAAAAAGUUUAAUUGUGGUGAGUGUGGUCAAGGUUUUACCAGGAAACAUAACUUAAAACAACACAAAAAAGUCCAUGCUGGGAAACCCUUUAGUUGUGAUGCAUGUGGAAAAAGAUUUUACUAUAAGGCACAAUUAAGCAUGCACAUGAGAAUUCACACAGGAGAUAAACCUUUUAGUUGUGAUGCAUGUGGGAAAAGAUUUGCCUGGGGGUCAUAUUUAGACAUACAUAUGAGAAUCCACACAGGAGACAAACCCUUUGGUUGUGAUGCAUGUGGAAAAAGGUUUGUGCAGAAGUCAACUUUAGAUAAACACAUGAGAAUUCACACAGGAGAUAAACUCUUUGGUUGUGAUGCAUGUGGGAAAAGAUUUGCCUGGAAGUCAUAUUUAGACGUACACAUGAGAAUUCACACAGGAGACAAACCCUUUGGUUGUGAUGCAUGUGGUAAAAGAUUUGUCUCCAAGUCAAAAUUAAACAAACACAUCAGAAUUCACACAGGAGAUAAACCUUUUAGUUGUGAUGAAUGUGGAAAAAGAUUUGUCUCCAAGUCAAAUUUGAACAUACACAUGAAAAUUCACACAGGAGAUAAACCCUUUGCUUGUGAUGCAUGUGGAAAAAGAUUUGCCUGGAAGUCAUAUUUAGACGUACACAUGAGAAUCCACACAGGAGACUAACAUUUGCUUGUGACACAUGUGGAAAACGUUUUGCUUCAAAAUCAUAUUUAUACAAACGCAUGUCAAAUCCACACCAGGUAGAUAGUUGUGAAUAACUGGUUGGGCUAACCCCCAACAGCAACAACUGCAAUAAAGCAUUUGUGAUAACA
Girardinichthys multiradiatus is the source of this 1849-nucleotide messenger RNA. Its product is annotated as zinc finger protein OZF-like. The record is from RefSeq and is a predicted model, not a curated record. The transcript is spliced from 3 exons. NCBI's taxonomy places the organism in Eukaryota, Metazoa, Chordata, Actinopteri, Cyprinodontiformes, Goodeidae. Bases 117 to 1700 code for a protein of 527 amino acids. Gene Ontology annotation, molecular function: DNA-binding transcription factor activity; RNA polymerase II cis-regulatory region sequence-specific DNA binding. Gene Ontology annotation, biological process: regulation of transcription by RNA polymerase II.